AUGAUAAUUAUUCAUUGAAUGAUAUGAAUGAAAUGGAAAAGAAAUGUUUAUUAUAUAAUUAUUGUUUUGUUUGUCAUAAAAAAUUUGAUCAAACAAAUGAAUCAAUACGUUCAUGUCUAAAUCCAUUAUGUUCAUUGAUUCAACAUGAAAAAUGUUUUAUUUCGAAUAAUUUCUAUCUAAAUAAUUGGAAUACAAAUGAUAUAACUAAAAGUUUAUUAUUAAAAAAUGUUGAAAAAGAAGCAAUCGAUUUUGUUCGUUUAUUACAACAACGAAAUUUUAAUUAUGAAUUUUGUGGUAUUUGUUUGACAAAAGUUUCCGAAAUGAUUAUUUUAUAUUAUAAAAACCCGGAAGAUGAAUAUGAUGAUAAUGAAACAAUCAAAUAUUUUACCUAUUCAUUUGCCCAAUUAGAAAGUAUUACAAAAUAUUUAUUGUUUAAAAAAUUAUCAGCAAAUUUUAAAAAAAUGUUAACAUCAUUUAAUCAAGAAAUUCCUAAACAACUUGAAAAUUUGAAUGUUAAUAAGAAAAAAUACCCGAAUGCAUCAUUGAUUGAUUUAUUUAAAUUAUCGAUGGAAAGUUGUCAACAAUUUGAUAAACAUCGAACAUUAUUUAAUUUUUUCAAUGAUUUAUCUGAUGGUAAUUAUUUUCAUAAUUAUGAAGAUAUUCUUUAUGAUUUAAAAUUGAUUUAUCAUCAACGCAUUGUUCAAUCGAAUGGAAAUGAAAAAGAUCGUACAUGUUUAGAAAUUAAAAAAAUUUAUGAUUUUUGUGUCGUUGAAUUGGCUGAUAUACGUGAAUGUGUUGAUUGUUAUUGUUAUUAUUAUGAUUCUGAAUCAUUUACAAAAGUAUGUAGCCGUCCACAUGGUAUUGUAUGGGCACCAUGUAAAGCUAAUAAAAGUCAAAUAAUAUGGUGGCCGGCAAAAGUUUAUGUUCCAUUUCGUAUACCUGAACAUAUCAACAAUCAGGAUAAUAUUAUCCAAAUAAGAAUGUUUGGUUGUUCACGUAGACAUACACAAAAAUUGUAUUUCAAUAUGAAUCAAAUCUAUGCCUUUUCGAAAGAACCACCACAACCUUUUGGUAAUAUAAAAGUACUUUCACCAAAUUCUAAACAAUUUGAUUAUCGUCUAGCUUUAAAUCAAGUAUCUGAAUAUUUCAAAGAUUAUCAAAAAUAUUGGCCAAAUGGUUUGACACAAAUUCCGGAUUAUCCUCGUCAAUUCGACAUUGAACAGGAUUUAUUUUGGCCAACACCAGAAUUAAUUCGAUCAUCAUUUGAUGAUGAUUCUUCUUAACCAAUAGCUUGUUAUUUUGCUUUCCAAAGAUCUUUCUUUCAUUUAAUCUUGCAUUUUUUAGUCAAAAUGUUUUUUGAUAAACAUUGUUAAUAUCUUUCAUUGAAAA
Dermatophagoides pteronyssinus (European house dust mite) is the source of this 1389-nucleotide messenger RNA. RefSeq lists its product as uncharacterized. Lineage: Eukaryota; Metazoa; Arthropoda; Arachnida; Sarcoptiformes; Pyroglyphidae. The record is from RefSeq and is a predicted model, not a curated record.